Molecule: messenger RNA, 1504 nt
Organism: Amphimedon queenslandica
Lineage: Eukaryota; Metazoa; Porifera; Demospongiae; Haplosclerida; Niphatidae
Product: nucleoredoxin-like
Exons: 6
Coding region: 95-1360 (421 amino acids)
Biological process (GO): negative regulation of protein ubiquitination; negative regulation of Wnt signaling pathway
Cellular component (GO): nucleus
Molecular function (GO): thioredoxin-disulfide reductase (NADPH) activity
Source: RefSeq, a predicted model, not a curated record
UGUUGUAAUUAUAUUCACAAUGACAAAAUGGAGAUGAUGUAAACAAGACUCUUCACCGUCUCCAAUACAAUUCCAUCUAGAGGUCUUGUGUAUCAUGGAGAAGCUAUUUGAAGGAGUCAGUACAUUACAUUACGGGAGGGUAGGGAGCAGAGAAGAGGUCCCUGUUAGCAGUUUAGAAGGACCAGGGAAAGUCCUGGGUCUGUAUUUCAGUGCCCACUGGUGUCCUCCUUGUAAUCUCUUCACUCCAGAGCUCGUCGGCUGGUAUAACAGACUGAGAACAAGCGGUAAGGAUAUACAAGUGGUCUUCAUUAGCUUCGAUAACAAUGAGGAGGAUUAUGAAGAACAUUUCAGCACAAUGGAUUGGCUUGGUCUGCCUUUUAAACACAGAGAGAUAAAGGCUAAUCUUGUCAGAAAGUACAAGAUAUCCGGAGUUCCUUCUCUAAUCCUCAUCAAUGCACAUACCUCUUCUCUUAUAUCAAAGGACGGUCGUUACUACGUUCUCAACGACAGAGAAGGUGACGGAUUUCCAUGGACUCCAGAGACACUCGAGGUCUGCUUGUCGUCAGGUUUUUUGGAAGACAAGGAAGGUCUUGACUUGUCUUGGGUCGACAUUAAGGACAGUUUAAAAGUCCUUGGUCUUUUCUUUUCUGCUCAGUGGUGUCAGCCGUGUCAAUCCUUUACAUCACAGCUUAUCAGUUUUUACGAAAAAAUGAAGAAAAAGUUUCCAUCGCAAUUUGAAGUGAUCUUUGUAUCAUCGGAUCUUGAAGAGUCAACAUUUAAAGAAUAUGCACUUAAAAUGCCUUGGAUCACAGUCCCUUUUAAGGAUCAAAAAUGUCAGAAAUUGAGGCAAAUAUACAAUAUCUCAGAUAUUCCUACACUGGUGAUAGUUAAUCCGCAAUCAGGCGACGUUAUCACGGAUAACGGCCGAACCAUGGUUACCAUUGACCCCAAUGGAAUGGAAUUUCCAUGGUACCCUAAACCUCUUGAGGUACUAGAUGAAGCAUCGAUUAAUAUCGUGAAUGAUAAUGUAUCACUGGUAUUGUUCACUGAUGGCUCUCCAGACCAGGUACAAAUGGCUCUAACAUUACUAUCGCCAGUUGCAGAGGAAAACUUUAAAAAUAAUUCAGGCAGAGACGACAAAGAUACGAUUAAGUUUUUCUACUCAAAUGACAGCGAUCUCUCAGCCAGUCUCAGAGAAGAGAUACUAAAGAUCCCAGAGGUUUUUCCACUACUGGCGCUGGUUGAUAUACCAAGUCAAAGGAAGUACGUGUGUGAUACUAACAACAUUAAUGAGGAGACAAUCGCAAGUUUAUUAUCAUCAUUUAAUAGCAAUACAGUACAAUGGAGCAAACUUAACUAGUCUUCUUCUAUACAUGACAUUAAUGCACGGUAUUGGUAUAACACCGUAUAAUAAUACAUUACCCUUUAAUUUCAAUCUUUUGUAAUACAUGAAUGUUACGGAUGUACUCAUUUUAAAAUCUUUAAUUUUAUUUGGUAAUUAUAA